ACAUCAGGUAUUAUUAUUAUUAAUAUUAUCAUGAAUUCAUGAUUCAUUGUUAUCGCCGAUUUUCGUAAUAUGUUUUAGAGAAACGUUUUAUAAUUUCAAUUAUAAUGAAAUGUAUGAUUCAAUUAAUGCACCAAACGCGAAUGGUGCCCUUGAUCGGCCUAUACGCUUUUCCGACGUCGUUUCGUUUAAAUCCGAUGUUCUAUGCGUUUAUUCAAAAGUGAUUAUCAUAACAUUAGUAUCUUCGAAUUGUAAUAAUAAUUAUCAUAAAAUGAAAAGAAAAUAGAAUGGUCAAUGUUCACAUUGCAAGAUUGAUUAGUCAGAGUUAGUUUUUCACAUUAAUUGUUAGGAACACUUUUACAACAAUCACGCCUGUGCACUUCUAGUACUUUUUGUUUCCGUCCACAUGAGUAGCAGUGAUGUCCACGGAAGAAAAGUUUUUGGCUGCCAUAAACGUCAUUAGGAGUUUACCAAAAAAUGAUAUAGUGCAGCGGCCACGUCAAUAAGUUAUGUGCAUGAAAUCUAGAAUUUAUCGAUUUCCCAACGGCCCAAUUCGUCUCUGGUUGUAUACAAAUUUGACCAUAGUGAUGGGGUUCCAAAAAUUAAAAUUAAGGGCUCCGAAGAAUUGGCCUACUCAAAAAUAAAUCUAACAUAGUAUCCCUUUAAAAUGUACAUACCAACCAUCCAAGGAUCUCCUACUUCGUUUUUAUGCAUAUUUCAAGCAAGCAACAAUAGGACCAAACAAUCAGCCCAAACCUAGUUUUUGGGAUGUUGUUAAUCGAGCAAAAUGGCAAGCUUGGUAUAAUUUAGGAGACAUGUCUAAAGAGAAUGCAAUGCAAAAAUAUGUCGAUGAGUUAAAAAAGAUUGUAGAAACUAUGGCUUAUACAAAUCCUGUGGCCGAUUUUGUGUCUAGUUUGGAUUCGUUUUAUGAAUCAGUUUCCAUUGAUGACUUAGAAAUGGUGGUUGGUCCAAUUGAACGAGGCAAUUUAAUAGAACGAAAUAGUUGCAGCAUAGUUUCAUCAGUAAAUGAACAUCAAGAUAUAGCAGACACAGAAAUAGAUGAAGAAUGUUUUCACGAUGUAUUAGAAGUAAACAAUUUGGCAAAUGGAGAACAUUUCAUCAAUGUUCAAAAUAUUAAUCAAUAUUUAAGUUCCAAUGACUAUAUUGAAAAUUUUGAAUCCGAAAACUGCAUUCCAGUAUCUCAACAAAAUGGAGAUAGUAUGGUAGAGUUCAAAUGUGCAAAUGACUUUUUAGAUGAAUUUAAAUUACAAAUAAGAAAUACAGUGUCCUCUAUGAAGUAUGAUCUGGAUGUUAUAACAAAUAGAGUUGUUAAACUAGAACUGAAAUUAGAUGAGAUAAAAAAAAGAGAACAAAAUCAUUAUCAAGCCCCAUACUAUAAUUUAUGCCAGAUGGUGAUCCUAAUUGGAUGGCCCAUUAUUGUUCAGUUAAUAUUCAAUUGGUUCAAAAGGCGAAAUAGACAAAAAGCCUUAAACUGGUAUAUAUACUUGAAUCAAAACCUACCAUCAAAUUGUUGCAAAAGAAAAAUCUACAUUGAAAAAUAUGUGUUUUGCUCAAAUUCGAAUUUGCAAAAGUAUGAGGUAAGGCGUAGAGACGUAUUCCUCAACGGGCAACGAGUUCAAAAAAUAUUUUAAACAUCAAGAUCGCACUAAUCAAAAUUUCACUAUACUCUGCAUUACUCUACAAAUUGUUUCCCAAUUGAAGCAUCGCGACACUACUAAUAUACCAAAUGAAUCACUAUAAAUUAACUACCGUGGUCCGCGGGUCAUUAACGAAUAGCAUCAAUCACAGGAAGUUUGCGAGGUUAUACAGUUAUACAACUGCACCACGUACCGCAAAUGUGAUUGGAAAUUAAAAUUUCAUAGACGAACAGAAUUGCAGCCAAAUUAACCAAUUAAAAAAAAAAAAAACAACAAUUUAUAAUACACGAAGAAAUUAUCCAACGAUUUCAAAUACUUUUUUUUAUGGCUUUUAAACUAUUCAAAAAAAAAAAAAUGAAUACUAAAUUCAA
This is a messenger RNA of Aphis gossypii (cotton aphid), 2026 nucleotides long. Its product is annotated as acyl-CoA-binding domain-containing protein 5. Gene Ontology annotation, molecular function: fatty-acyl-CoA binding. Bases 813 to 1649 code for a protein of 278 amino acids. Gene Ontology annotation, biological process: fatty acid metabolic process. The record is from RefSeq and is a predicted model, not a curated record. NCBI's taxonomy places the organism in Eukaryota, Metazoa, Arthropoda, Insecta, Hemiptera, Aphididae. The transcript has 13 exons.